Molecule: messenger RNA, 1844 nt
Organism: Nezara viridula (southern green stink bug)
Lineage: Eukaryota; Metazoa; Arthropoda; Insecta; Hemiptera; Pentatomidae
Source: the annotation of a GenBank genome assembly
GCUCUAAAACCAAUGAUAAGCAUAGAGUGAUAAAAUACUGAACAAGACGAUAAAUUUAAAAAACAUUUUGUGGUUUAUUCCUUAAGAGUAUAUAAGAGUCAAUUGGCAGUUAAUUUUUAAAGAUAAUAAAUUUUGAACCAGUGCAUUUUAAGCUUUCAGUAUGAUCACAAGGCUGCCCUCUUUUAUAAGUAUAUUUCUUAUUUUCUUGCAAUUUUGUUACGGGCUACAAAUUGUACAGCAACAAGACGAUGGUGAACUGAUCUUCACUAGCAUUUUGUACAGGCAUGGCGAACGUACACCUGAAGAGCCUUAUGCGAACGACCCAUACAAAGAUGACUCCUACUGGCCAAUCGGAUGGGGGCAGCUAACAAAUAAUGGAAAACGGCAGCAUUUCGAGCUGGGGAAAUGGCUGAGGACGAGGUACACGAGCCUCAUGCGGGGCGGCAGAUACUCCAAUUCCUUGGUCUACGUGAGGAGUACAGAUUGGGACCGAACUCUGAUGAGUGCCCUAUCCAACCUGGCUGGAAUGUUCUACCCGACUCCAGCAGAGCUCUGGAGCGAUAUCAAAUGGCAACCCGUUCCAGUCCACACCAUACCCAAGCAACUAGACAAGCUUCUUGCUAUGCAGUAUCCCUGCCCUAAAUAUCGGGAACAGUUAGAAGCGUUUUACAAUAGCGGUCUGAUGAAAAAUUACAACCAAAAGAACCAAGCAUUGUAUGAUUACCUGACUAAGCACACUGGAGAACCAGUGGAUGAUCCAAUCAAAGUCCAAUACCUGUACUCAACAUUGUACAUUCAGACAUUAAACAAUUAUACACUUCCUGCAUGGACCCAGGGUGUAUUUCCUGACAAAAUGUACGACAUCUCUGCUUUCGGAUUCAAAAUGCCAGUAUACACAAACACGCUCAAAAGGCUAUUCGGAGGUCCAUUAUUAAAAGAAAUAAUACAUCACAUGAAAGCAAAAAAAUCUGGAACGCUGUCUCCGGACAGGAAUAUCGCAGUCUACUCGGCACACGACACUACGGUAUCUUCUUUGUUGGAAACCAUGGGCGUUUUCGAAACUCACAUGCCUCCAUUCACAGCAACAGUGCUGGUCGAGUUAAGGAAAAAGAAUGAUCAAUAUACUGUAUCUGUUUACUACAAGAACUCAACUGCCGAACCGACCCUACUUACCAUACCUCGGUGUACACCAUCGUGCCCUUUGAAUGAGUUCGAGGAACUCUUGCAGGAUGUCAUCCCUCAGGAUUGGGAUGCUGAGUGUAAAACAUUAGUGAGGAAUCCAAACUUUGAUCAAGGGUUACCAGAACUAGCAGAAAAUGAACCUAGAAACAUCAGAAGAUAUAUUACUACGAGAAAUCGUAAUAGUUGGUGAGCGGACGAAAAAAUGGAAACUCUUAAUGAACAAAACAACAACAUGGAGUUGAAACAUUAGUCUAUGAUCAGACUUCUGAAAAUAAAUUUUCAGAUGGAUGUGUAUAGUUUCAUAAAUAAAUACAACGGUUCUACAGUGAUAAAUUUAAAGCUAUGUUUAAUUUAUUAUAAAUAUAAUUUAUGUAAAUAUUAAUUAGUAAUUAUAAUGAAUAUUUAUAAAAAAAAAAUCACUCAUCCUUGAAUGAUAACUGAUUAUUUUUCUUAGUUCCAAAAGGAACUGCAUCCUUAUCGGAUAUAAUAACAGGCUGCAUAUUUUCUAAUUUCUAAUACUGAAAAAUCAUCUGAGGACUCAACUUAUUCUGCUAGGAGAUAAGCAGUAAAUGUUACACGGAACUAGAGCAGUUUACAUUUGUUAAUAACGAAUAUUGAAAAAUAAAAUAUUCAAGUGUAUUUUCCAGCAAUUUGAAAUAUUG